Messenger RNA from Aspergillus niger, 1776 nucleotides. RefSeq lists its product as uncharacterized. The record is from RefSeq and is a predicted model, not a curated record. NCBI's taxonomy places the organism in Eukaryota, Fungi, Ascomycota, Eurotiomycetes, Eurotiales, Aspergillaceae. Gene Ontology annotation, biological process: DNA-templated transcription; regulation of DNA-templated transcription. The coding region runs from base 1 to 1776 and encodes 591 amino acids. Gene Ontology annotation, molecular function: DNA binding; DNA-binding transcription factor activity, RNA polymerase II-specific; zinc ion binding. The transcript is spliced from 8 exons. Gene Ontology annotation, cellular component: nucleus.
AUGGCAUCUAAGCCUCCCAUCCGGACGCCUAUAUCUUGUACCUUUUGUCGCCAGAAAAAGUUGAGAUGUGAUCGUCUCCAGCCUUGUAGCAGCUGUACCAAGCGUGGAUUGGGAUGCGUCUAUGCUCAAACUCCCUCAUCAGCUCCCCGGCGGAAUGGAUCUACUCAGCCUCGGCAGUUGACCCAACGGAUCCGUCAGCUGGAGGACCUAGUGGUAGCUUUGCAAAAGGGCGAAACCCCUCAAAGACUAGAGAACCCGGACCACCUAGCGCAUAAAAGCAAAGAUUCCCCGGCAGCUAGCCCGGAGACGGUGACCAACUCCUUUGGCAGCCUGCGGGUCGAUCACACGGGCAUGACUUAUGUCUCCGGGGCACAUUGGACUGCAUUGCAAGACAGUAUCGCCGAGCUCAAAGAGUGUGUUGAAUUAGGGCCAUCGUUUCCGCCGUCCCGGAGUAAUCACGGGUCCGCCCUUCUCCGGGGCGUGUCUCCGCCCGGCGGGAUAGCGGAGGUCCUGGGCCACCUCCCGCCAAGACCGACCGUCGAUCGUUGUCCUGCAUUCUCCGACAUUCCAGAAAGAAGUAUCGAGCCCAUCCACGUGACACGUGUAGGUAUCAUGUGCCUGGCGAUCCACCAUCACCAGCUUACUGAGGGCCACAGACCAGACCCGAUUGGCGAUACUCAUGGGCUGUGUGAUGAUUUCCGGCAACAAGCUGCCUAUUGCCUUAUCGACAACAAGUACACAACUCUGACGAAGUAUACCAUAGAAGCUCUAAUGUUCUAUGCGCAAACAGAGUACUUCCGGGGAGAGGAGUUUCAUCAUGAGGUCUGGUUAUUAAUGGGAAUCGUCAACCGUCUGGCCAUGCGGGCUGGCCUGCAUCGGGACGGUUCCCGCUACCCAGAGCUCUCGUGCUUUGCAGCCGAAAUGCGACGACGCAUCUGGACGCUCAUGUCCCAGCUGGAUGCACUUAUAUCGUUUCAGCUGGGUCUGCCCCGAAUGAUCUAUGACGGGCUAGCAGAUACACAGCCGCCGCGCAAUCUGCUGGACGAGGAUUUCUCUGAGGACUCAACGAGCUUGCCACCACCCCGUCCCGACACAGCCUUUACCCCGGUGGCUUAUUUGAUCGCGAAGAGUCGACUUUCCAGGGUAUUUGGUCUUGUGAUUGACCAUGCUGCAUCCACCACACCUAUCCCGUCUGCACUCAUAUAUCAACUCGACAAGCAGCUGAACGAGUCCUAUGCCGCUGUUCCGGUUCAAGCGGGAGGAGUACUGGGGCAAUGUCGCUGGUUCGUGACUUCCUUGGCCACAAAUGAUUUUAUGCUGGCGGCAAUGGUGGUAUGCCUGGAGCUCCACUAUCUUGAGCGGGAAGGUGCACAAGGCGGGCAGACUGGAACGCCGGGAAGGGACGAACUGCUUCUUGCCCUCCAGACCUCGCAUCGGAUCUGGGCCCAGUAUAAGGAUGAGUCUGCGGAGGCCUGGCAAGCGUGGCAGUCAACCAGCAUUAUGCUGAGGAAGCUGAACGCCAGCGUAUCCCCAUCAGAUGGUAGUAACGGUGGCGAGAAUACCAGCGGCCACAGCACCACCUCCAUGGAGACCGAGAUAGAGAAAUUCGAUCCCAUGCUUGGGGUGUCCCUCGAUCACCAACUGGAUGGGUCAAUGUCUGUGACAGAGCCCAAGAUGCUAUCGCCGUCCGAGCCGGAAUUCGAUCUAUCGCACCUUCCAAGUGAGCUUGUAAAUCUGUGGGACUUUACUGGAGACAUGAGUUGGCUUGCCAUGUAA